Messenger RNA from Meleagris gallopavo (turkey), 1712 nucleotides. RefSeq names its product R-spondin 4 (gene RSPO4). The record is from RefSeq and is a predicted model, not a curated record. NCBI's taxonomy places the organism in Eukaryota, Metazoa, Chordata, Aves, Galliformes, Phasianidae.
CGGGACGGCGGGACGCUCCAAUCCGGGCCGGGGCUCCGCAGCGCGUCCGUCCCCACUCCUGCCGGUGUCUCCGGGGGUUAUUUUCCAUUCUCUCCAUUUCUCCGGAGGGGAAAAGCGAGGGGCUGCCGGUGGUCCUAAAGGCAGAGCCCACUGGCGCUGCCCUGCGCUGACCGCCCCAUGCCCCCAUAGCGCUGUGCCGUGCGCGGGGCGAUGCUGUGAGCUCCGCUCGGAUGGUCUGAGUUCCUCCCUGCCCUCCACUCCUCCUGCCCAGAUGCAGUGGAUAAUAUUCAUGUUGCUGUUAUUCAUCAGUUCCAUGGAAAUGCUCUCGCAGAACCGAUGGAAAAAGCAAGUGAGCACCGGGCUCUUGGAGAACUGCACGGGCUGCGUUCUGUGCUCGGAGGAGAACGGCUGCAUCACCUGCCACCACCGGCUCUUCCUGCUCAUCUGGAGGGACGGCAUCCGCCAGUACGGGGUGUGCGUCCACACCUGCCCCCCCGGCUACUUCGGCGUGCGGGGUCUGGAGGUCAACAGAUGCACAAAGUGCAGGUCGCCCAGCUGCGAGAGCUGCUUCAGCAAAGACUUCUGCAUGAAAUGCAAGGAGAAGUUCUACCUGCACAAAGGCCAAUGCUUCCGGCAGUGCCCCCCCAGCACCACGGCUCAGCCCGGCACCCGCGAGUGCCAAGAAACAUGCGAGCCGGGGCCCUGGAGCGAGUGGAGCGCCUGCACUCACGAGGGCCGGAGCUGCGGCUGCAAAUGGGGUCUGGAGACGCGGGUGCGCGAGGUGCUGGGCUCCCCACGGGAGGAGGGGGCUGCAUGCCCCGCGCUGCUGGAGAGCCGCAGGUGCCGCCUGAGGAAGCACUGCCCGGGAGAGAAAACCAAACUCAGAAACAAAGGCAAAAAGCGGCAGAAGAAGCAGAGGACAGAGCAGGACGCGGGCACCUAGCGCAGCGACCCCCCCCGUGCUGCCCCUGCUUUCCAGCUGCAGAAAAUUGCACAAUUUUCUCCCCCACCACCUCCCUACCCCAACCUCCCCCUUUCUUUUGAGACAAUUUAUGGCCUGUAAAACAUUUCCUUUUCAGAAAAUCUAAUUUGCAGUGUCCAAAGCAAUGCCCCGGGGCUCGGGCAGGGGGUGGCUCCCUUAUUUUGCUGUUCUUCCCUCUACCACUCUCUGCAGCUGGGUGGGAUGGGGCUGGUGUGUCUGACCGUGCCUCAGGCCAUGGAUGCCCAUCCCAUCCCCGUGGCACAGAGAUGUCCCAUCCCCACAGGAUCCUGUGUGCGUUGGGGUCCUGCAGGGCUCAGCACCAACGGCACUUGUGUGAGUUCACAGCUGUCUUAUGUGAGCACAGCAAUGUGGGGGGUGAGGGGGGGCUUUGCCCAUGCACUUCACAUCACAGCAGCCCCCUGCGCCCAGGGAGCAGCCCCACAGCCCUCUCCAGACACGAGCAACACCAUCCCUGUCCCCAUCCAAGGGACAUGGGAAGCAUACGGAGAAGCGCUGCAGCACCUUUGCAAUGCGCUUUGCUCCAACUGCUGCUCUCGCCAUGGGAAUCUCUGUGACUCUUUGGAGUUUGGCCACCCCACUUCUCCUCCCGGCACAAAUGGGGGCUGUGGGGCCCUUCUAGGAGGAGAGCACUGGGUGUCAGCAUCGAGCCAGCCGGGAGCAUCGCUCCUCUGUUUGCUUAGGGACAAAUAAACUAUUAAAGCCUCUGGCA